CCCCAGCAGUCUGGACCUGGCUCCGCAAAUGCCCGCUGCGCAUGCGCCGCCGCCAUCAGCACCUCGCCCUCGCCGCCGCCAAGUCCCACGCCGCCCUCCUCAAGUCCGGCGUCUCCUCCCCCACGCCCUGGAACCAGCUCCUCACCGCGUACUCCGCUGCCUUCCCACCCGGGUCCAGCCUCGCCGCCGCGCGCCGCGUGUUCGACGAGAUACCCCGCCCGGACGCGGUCUCCUGGAACGCCCUCCUCGCUGCGCACGUCACUGCCGGUGCGCACCGCGACGCAUGCCAUCUUCUCCGGGCCAUGCGCGCUCGGGGCCUUGCCGCCAGCACCUUCACCCUCGGCUCCGCGCUCCGCUCCGCCGCCGCGGCGCGCUGCCCUGCCCUCGGCGCCCAGCUGCAGUGCUUGGCUUUCAAAUCUGGCCUUGCCGAUAACGUCUACCCCGCUAGUGCAUUACUCGACGUGUACGCCAAAUGUGGCCGCAUGAGGGAUGCUCGCCGCGUGUUUGAUGAAAUGCCUGAGCGGAAUACAGUUUCUUGGAAUGCACUCAUUGCUGGGUACGCGGAACAUGGGAAGCUGGCGCAAGCAAUGGAGCUGUUUCUUGAGAUGGAGAGUGAGGGGUUGGUCCCUGAUGACGCAACAUUCGCUGCUUUGCUCGGAGCAAUCGACGGUCCGAGCUGGUGUUUCUUGAUGCAGCAAUUACACGGGAAGAUUAUGAAAUAUGGAGCAGCGUUGGGUCUGGUAGUGCUGAAUGCAGCAAUCACUGCGUACUCGCAAUGUGGAGCUCUGGCCGACUCUAGAAGGAUCUUUGAUGGAAUUUGGAAUAGUAGGGAUUUGAUAUCAUGGAAUGCGAUGCUUGGAGCUUACACUUACCAUGGGAUGGAUGAUGAGGCAAUGAGGUUCCUUGUCAGGAUGAUGCAAGAGAGUGGAGUUCAGCCUGACAUAUAUAGCUUCACAAGUAUGAUAAGUGUGUGUUCAGAUCAUGGGUGUGAUGAUCACCGAGGGAGAGUAAUUCAUAGUUUGGUGAUCAAGAUUGGGUUGGAAGGAGUCACAUCUGUUAGCAAUGCUCUGAUUGCCAUGUACACUAGGUUCUCUGAUAACUGUACGAUGGAAGAUGCAUAUAAGUGCUUUAGUUCUUUGGUGCUUAAGGACACAAUCUCCUGGAAUUCUAUGUUAACUGGAUAUUCACAGCAUGGUUUAAGUGCUGAUGCUCUGAGAUUUUUCAGAUGUAUGCGAUCAGCAAAUAUUAGGACCGAUGAGUAUGCAUUCUCUGCUGCUCUGCGGUCCUCCUCAGACCUUGCUGUACUUCAGCUAGGUAGACAAAUACACAGUUUAGUCAUCCAAUCCGGUUUUGCUUCCAAUGAUUUUGUUUCAAGCUCGCUGAUCUUCAUGUAUUCUAAGAGUGGAAUUCUUGAUGGUGCAAGACAGUCUUUUGAAGAUGCAGAUAAGAGUAGCUCGGUGCCCUGGAACUCUAUGAUGUUCGGUUAUGCACAACAUGGGCAGGCACAAACUGUGACCAACCUAUUCAAUGAAAUGCUAGAGCUUAUGGUUCCUCUGGAUCAUGUUACAUUUGUUGGCCUAAUUACCGCCUACAGUCAUGCCGGUCUUGUAGAUGAAGGGUCAGAAAUUCUCAAUACGAUGGAAACUAGGUAUGGGGUUCCUCUACGGAUGGAGCACUAUGCAUGUGGAGUUGAUCUAUAUGGGAGGGCUGGGCAGCUUGACAAAGCAAAAGAGCUUAUUGAGUCUAUGCCAUUUGAACCAAAUGCCAUGGUGUGGAUGACCCUUUUAGGUGCUUGCAGAAUCCAUGGAAAUAUGGAGCUAGCUAACAAUGUGGCCAGCCAUCUAUUUGUGGUAGAACCUAGAGAGCACUCCACCUAUGUUCUCCUCUCCAGCAUGUAUUCUGGUCUUGGAAUGUGGAGUGAUAGAGCAAUAGUGCAGAGGGUAAUGAAGAAUAGAGGUUUAAGCAAAGUCCCUGGAUGGAGCUGGAUCGAGGUGAAGAAUGAGGUGCAUUCUUUCAAUGCAGAGGACAGGUUGCACCCAAGGACCAAUGAAAUCUACGAGAUGUUAAGAAUGUUGUUUCGAGUGGCACAGAGGCUUUCUUCUUGUGAGGAUGAAGAGAUUCUCAUGAUAAUUUCCAGCGACACAUGAACCGCAAUACUUGCUAUACACAAUUUUCUCAAAGGGUACAUACAACUUGGCAUGAACAUCUUCAACAUGUGUUUUCAGAUGCCUGAAGUGGUCUGCCACAACAAAAGCUUUUACAGACAUCCAGAGAUCAUGCAGUUCCAAUAAUUCCAAUUAUUUCAUUAUGGGUGGACACAUCUGACAUGUAGAACCCAUAUGGUUGUCCCAGAGACAGCUCUGCAAAUUCUUGAAGCGGCAUUCUUUUACUGAGCUUGGUGAAGGUUAACAUCUGCAUAUCCACCCUGAGUACAAUAUUCUGGAGGUAUGCUGGGUUAUUCAGCAUAUGAGGUUCAGUUCCGGGGAUCACAUUCGGACUACAACUGGGAUCAGGUGUGGAAAGCUAAGGUUGAAAACAAAUGUAGGUCCUUCUCGUGGAUCCUUCUGCAGAGAUAGCUCCUCAAUCCUCACAGCCGAUAGGAUACUGAAGCGAGGCGGGCAAGCAAACCCAAUCUGUCAGCUAUGCAAAACUCAGAACGAGUCAGGAAUUCAUCUGGUUGCAAACUGUACCUACUCGACUUAUGUAUGGGAUCAUGUGGAACGGUGGUCAGGCUCUCAGGACAUUAGUUAGGCUGGGACAUCUUCAAAGCUGAAAUCAUGGUGGACGGUAAUGAUUUGCGCGGCAGCAAGUCCUAUCUACAUGGACAGAAUUCAGACGUUGACAUAUACAGCCUGGAACUUAUGGAAGGAAAGAUGCCGACGGGUCUUUGACAACAAAGCAAUAUCAGUUCAGCAGAUAGCUCUGUUAAUUAGGCGAGAUGUUGAUGCUCUACGCCAGGCGCGAGAUUCACUAGAGUAGUCUUCCGUUUCCUUGUUCCUUUUUUCCUGCUGUGCCGGAUCUCAGUGAGUGUUGUUCUAGGCCUGGCACUUCAGCCCUGGCUAGGAUAGUGUAAAUACUGCUAGCUCUCUACUAUAAUGAAAUGGCAGAUCAUCUGCCCGAGUUCUACUAAAAAAAUAUGAUAAAGAUAUAAGAGCAGAAGCUAACCUCCUGAAAAACCACUAGAGAGAGCCUAAUUCUUUUUUUAUGUGAACCAAGUUUUUUUUUUGCACAGUUAUAGUAAAAUGUCCUAUUAGUAGGCUCAGGA
Phragmites australis (common reed) is the source of this 3265-nucleotide messenger RNA. Its product is annotated as putative pentatricopeptide repeat-containing protein At3g25970. The transcript has 2 exons. Gene Ontology annotation, molecular function: RNA binding; protein binding. The coding region runs from base 42 to 2147 and encodes 701 amino acids. Gene Ontology annotation, biological process: RNA modification. The record is from RefSeq and is a predicted model, not a curated record. NCBI's taxonomy places the organism in Eukaryota, Viridiplantae, Streptophyta, Magnoliopsida, Poales, Poaceae.